Messenger RNA from Emiliania huxleyi CCMP1516, 885 nucleotides. RefSeq lists its product as hypothetical. The transcript has a single exon. The coding region runs from base 1 to 885 and encodes 294 amino acids. NCBI's taxonomy places the organism in Eukaryota, Haptophyta, Isochrysidales, Noelaerhabdaceae. The record is from RefSeq and is a predicted model, not a curated record.
AUGCCCGGCAUGAAGAAGACGUUCCUCUUCAUGCCCGUGCGUGAGGGCGUGACUCUUCAGCGGCCGUUCGCGUGCUGGUGCGACGCGUGCAUGCAGGCGUCGGCUCCUGGCGAGGGUACCAUGGAUUCCAACUACCGCUGCCACGGCUGCUCGUCGCCGGGCUUGCGGUGGAGGGAGACCAGCGUGGCGCGCUCGGACGCUGCCGGCGUAGCCUCCUCCAAGGCCCGUACCCGCCAGCUCUCUAGAUCCCUCCGAGAUCAGCUGAAGGCGCACUUUGCGAAGAGCACGAACGCGGUGUGGGUUGCGGUGCAGAACCGCGGCGAGGACGACCCGGACCAGUAUUGGAUCGGCCGCGCCGUCGCUCUCAGGCCUCCCUUUCAGACGGGUGGCAGCGUCGCAGGCACAGGCGGGAGGGUGCGCUACGAUCCCGGCGAUAUGGAGAUCGAGGUCGAGUGGUUCGAUCGAGACGUGAGCGGUGGCGACGAGCGGCGGAUCUUCAAGGCGUGGCGCCCCGGCGCCGACACCACGCCCGCUGCUGCUGCUGCUGUGGGGCGUGGUGGCAGCGGCGGUGGGGGACGCGGGCGUGGUGGCGGUAGGCGCGGGGGGCGAGGCGCCGCCGAGGCAGGCGCGGCUGCGGAGGGCGCCGCGCCAGAGGGACCCGCAGUCCUCACCUUCAACUCGUCCGAGCUGCGCAUGAUCAACGUGGAGAUGCAGCUGGUUGCGCCGCUCGGUGGCGGCGCCGCUUUGGAUGUGGUGCGACGGUCCGGUCGGGUCGCGCUCCAAGGCAUCGCACGGCGCGUACAGACGCAGCGCGCCGACCCGCCCGAUCAGCUGUGGGAGAUCCCCACUGGGAACGAGCGCUUCAUCCUCGAUCGAUGCUCGUAG